Messenger RNA from Pseudopipra pipra, 2181 nucleotides. RefSeq names its product keratin, type I cytoskeletal 13-like. Gene Ontology annotation, cellular component: keratin filament; cytoskeleton. Gene Ontology annotation, molecular function: structural molecule activity. Gene Ontology annotation, biological process: epithelial cell differentiation; intermediate filament organization. The coding region runs from base 92 to 1885 and encodes 597 amino acids. The record is from RefSeq and is a predicted model, not a curated record. The transcript is spliced from 9 exons. NCBI's taxonomy places the organism in Eukaryota, Metazoa, Chordata, Aves, Passeriformes, Pipridae.
AGAGGAGGCCGGCUGGAAUUUGGAGCUAUGAUUCCAGGACAACUGUAAGACCAGCUUUGAGUUUUCACCUGAGUUCUUUGCUGCUGCCAGGAUGAGCUGUGGCUCGAAGCAGCCCCUGAAGAGCUGCCUGCGAGGGAGCAGCGGUGGCGGUGCCAGCAGUGGGGGAGGAGGAGGGGGCAGCUCGCAUUCCUCGGCCUCCUCAAGGAGGAUCUCCUCCAGGAGCAGCGGCGGUGGCAGGUUUUCUGGCAGCAGUUGUGGUGGAGGAAGCUCCCGGAGCAGCUGUGGUGGGGCAGCUGGUGGGUAUGGGAGUAUCAGGCGCAGCAGCUACGGAGGAGGGAUGAGCAGCCACAGCUGCGGAGGAGGGAUGGCUGCCGGAUACUGUGGAGGGGGAAUGGGAACGGGCUUCAGGUCAGGGGGGAGCGGGUUUGGUGCUGCUUGUGGAGGAGGCUUUGGUGGAGGUGGUGCUGGUUUCAGCGGUGGCAGCUUUGGCUUUCCUGGAGGGAACGUGGGAAUUCUCUCCUACGACGAGAAGCUGACCAUGCAGAGCCUCAACGAGCGCCUGGCUUCCUACCUGGAGACGGUCAGGAAUCUGGAAACGGAAAACGCUCAGCUGGAACAAUUAAUCAGGGAGUGGUACCAGAAGCAAGGUCCUUCUGGCCCAAAGGACUACAGCCACUAUUAUGGACAAAUUGAAGAACUUCAAAGCCAGAUCGUGACUGCGGCUGUGGACACCCACAAGGUACUUUUGGACCUGGAUAACACGAGGAUGACUGCAGAAGACUUUAGAGUAAAGUACGAGACCGAGUGUGGGCUCCGGCAGAACGUGGAGGCCGAUCUCAACAGCCUGAGGCCCCUCCUGGACAGCCUGACCCUGUGCAGGUCUGACCUGGAAAUGCAGUUCGAGUCUCUGAAGGAGGAGAUGAUCGACGUCAAGAAGAACCACGAGGAGGAAAUAAAACAGCUGGAAUCCCAGUCCAGCGGGGAUGUGAGCGUGAAGGUCAACGCUGCUCCAGGAGAGGAUCUGCUGAAAAAGCUCAAUGAGAUGAGACAAGAAUAUGAAGCCAUUAUUCAGAAGAACCAUGCAGAGGUUGAAAAGUGGUAUGAAAGCAAGAUGGAGGAAGUGAGCCAGCAAGUCCACUCAAGUGGCCAGGAGGUGGAAUCAAGCAACCGGCAGAUCUCUGAGCUGAGACGUGAAUAUCAGAGCCUGGAGAUUGAGCUGCAGUCGCAGCUCAGCAUGGUCGACUCUUUGCAGUCCAACCUGGAGGACACGGAACGUCGCUAUAACAUGCAGCUGCAGCAGAUCCAGUGCAUGAUCAGCCCCUUGGAGGAGGAGCUGGCCAGCAUCCGCUGCGAGAUGGAGAGCCAGAACGAGGAGUACAAGAUGCUGCUGGGCAUCAAGACCCGCCUGGAGCAGGAGAUCCAGCAGUACCGGGCGCUGCUGGAGAAGGGGCAGCACGGCCUGAGAUACAGAAUUAAACCUGCACAGGGAGGAGCCGAUGGUGGAUCUUCAGGAGAAGGAGGAGGUCAUGGAGGAGGAAGCAGUGGAGGAGGAACUGGAGGAUCCUGUGGAAGAUCUUCCUCUUCUGAAGGCGGAGGAGGAGGGAGUGGAGGAAGAACAGGAGGUGGAACCUGUGGUAAAACCUCAGGUGGAGGAGGUGGCAGUGGAGGAGGAGGAGGAGGAGGAGGAGGGGGCAAAUCCUGCCUCUUCCGCUCUUCAUCGUCCCAGUCCCAGCCUGGUGACUCUUGUGAAAGCCCAGGAAGUGCUGAAAACAUGAAGCUGUGCCUGGAAGGGAACAAAACACUGGGGAGAGGAGCAACCAUGGAGGAAGUGUCCGAAGCCAUAAAACACAUGAGACUGGGGAGUUUUAGAAGGUCUGAGGAGUGAUUGGCAGGAGCAGCAUCUUCCACUGCAGGACUUCCCCAGUGAGGCCUCUGGACCAAGCAAGACUCUACGAGCACGGCCGAACACGGCUCUGCCACGAGCAGGAGCCAGCACUUGUUCAAGUUACCCAACACUGCUCACUGCAGGGGCUCCUCAGAGCUCCCUGCAUGGCCUGUCUGCUGCUUCCACCUGUCUUUCUGUUCCGAAUCACUGUUACCUGAGUUAAUCUCUACCGUGAUUGGUGUUCCUGUGCAAUAAAUGCUAAUAAAUCUUUGCUUCUCUGUGAUGCAACCAGAAAA